GUACAAGUCACGUUGCAAGCGGCGUGGAUAAUUUCUUAUUCUGACAGUUUAUUUGUAAUCUAAAUACCACGCUUAAGUUGAACUCUUCUGUGUUUAUAAAAAAAGGCGUAGUUUUUAAAAAUAAUUAUAAUAAAGUGUUAAUUAAGUUCAUUGUAUUUUUUAAAUUUGAAAUUAGAUUAACAAAAAACCUUUUUUUAUAAUUCCUUGACUACAUAAGCGCAAUUCAGACUUUAGAGUCGGACCCUUGUAGUUAAUCUUUCUAUGAAGACUAUAGAGUAUAGAUUAAAAAAAUGUUAAUGUGACUCCUUAGCAGUAUAUUGGAAAGUAAAAAUACUGUGCUAUAGUAUAAAGUGAACUUUCACAUCAUGUUAAUAUUGGUGACUUUUGUAAGACGUGAAGUUUACAAUACGGUUCAAUAUAAUGAUGACAGUGAAAAAAAUUUGUUUAAUGCUUAAAAAUUUUAAUAUUAUACAUUGUGGAGUAAUCAAUCAGUAGGAAUGAAACAUUGGAAGAGCUUCAUAGAGAGUAUAAUUGUAGGCUGUGAUGACGGUAACGUAAUUAUGUCGGUUGCCGAGACGCUGCCGCUUCGAGCGCGCUCGCCCACCGCACAGAAGAGCUCGCAACCUGCUGGUGUUCCUAAGGAGAAGCACACCGUCCACUGGUUCAGGAAGGGUCUCAGAUUACAUGAUAACCCGGCCCUGAGAGAGGGGCUCGUUGAUGCGACAACUUUCAGAUGCGUCUUCAUUAUAGACCCAUGGUUCGCCAGCUCGUCUAACGUCGGCAUUAAUAAAUGGAGAUUUCUAUUACAAUGUCUUGAGGACCUAGACAAAAACUUGAGGAAAUUAAAUUCCCGUUUAUUCGUGGUGAGAGGUCAGCCGGCAGACGCUCUGCCGAAGUUGUUUCGUGAGUGGGGAACCACUGCGCUGACCUUCGAAGAAGACCCUGAGCCCUACGGCCGGGUCCGGGACCAUAAUAUUAUGACCAAAUGCCGCGAAGUCGGUAUUCAAGUAACUUCAAGAGUAUCACACACCUUGUACAAAUUAGAUGAUAUAAUUGAGAAGAAUGGUGGUAAGGCGCCGCUGACCUAUCAUCAGUUCCAAGCGCUGAUAGCGAGCAUGCCCCCGCCUCCGUCCGCCGAACCCACCAUCAGCUUGGAGACACUCAACCGCGCCGUUACACCUAUCUCGGAUAAUCACGACGAACGAUUUGGAGUGCCGACACUCGAAGAACUUGGCUUCGAUACGGAAGGUCUUAAACCUCCAAUAUGGAUCGGCGGAGAAAACGAAGCUCUGUUGAGACUGGAGCGACAUUUGGAGAGAAAGGCUUGGGUCGCUUCGUUCGGAAGACCGAAGAUGACGCCAGAAUCACUCUUGUCGAGUCAAACGGGCUUGUCACCUUAUCUCAGAUUUGGUUGUCUAUCAACGAGACUUUUUUAUUAUCAAUUGAGCGAGCUCUAUAAAAGGAUAAAACAGGAACGCCCGCCGCUGUCACUCCACGGUCAGAUACUUUGGAGGGAAUUUUUCUAUUGCGCUGCAACCAGAAAUCCAAAUUUCGACAGAAUGGAGGGUAAUCCGAUAUGUGUCCAAAUACCGUGGGAAAAAAAUCAGGAGGCUCUCAAGAAAUGGGCUAACGGUCAGACUGGGUUCCCGUGGAUAGACGCUAUAAUGAUCCAACUUCGCAAUGACGGUUGGAUCCAUCACCUGGCGAGGCACGCGGUCGCCUGUUUCCUCACGAGGGGGGACCUCUGGAUCUCGUGGGAAGAAGGCAUGAAGGUGUUCGACGAGCUGCUGCUGGACGCCGACUGGUCUGUAAACGCUGGCAUGUGGAUGUGGCUCUCAUGCUCGUCUUUCUUCCAGCAGUUCUUCCAUUGCUACUGUCCAGUGCGGUUCGGACGAAAAACUGACCCUAACGGAGAUUUUAUUAGGAAGUACAUCCCAGUCCUUAAAAACAUGCCCACGCGAUACAUUCACGAGCCAUGGGUAUGUCCGGAGGAGAUUCAAAAAUCUAUUCGCUGCAUAAUAGGAAAGGAUUACCCAAUGCCUAUUGUUGACCACACUAAGGCAUCGGAGAUUAACCUUGAGCGCAUCAAGCAGGUGUACGCACAACUAGCGAAGUUUAAACCUCAAGGUGCACUAAUUCCGCAAAUGUUGCAAAGACCAAAUGUGUUGCAGUCAUCGCCCAGCCCAACGUCUAUAAUUGCAAAUAUAAAUCAGUCUAACUACCUGUGUAGUCAGAGUAGUGAUGUGCCCACGCCGACUAAUCAAACGACAAAUCAAUUCAAAGAAGAUGCUGUAUUCCUUAAGCCCACAGUGAAUAACAUAAAAUCAAAUGUGGAUAAACAGCAACAGUUCAAGCAAGUUGUUAUUGUGCAGGAGGAUAAACAUUCAGAAAAUCAGCGACAUACGGUUGGUAACAAGUACAUUGUAAAUGAAAUAAACAAAAAUAUGAAUGAUAUACCGGUCAAACAAAACAAUUAUGACUUCAAAGCUCUGACAUUAAAUUUGAAUAAAUUUUCAAAUGAGCCCUUAACAUUUUUGAAUCAGACGCCAAAUAAAAAUGAGAGUUUUGGGCAAGAUGUUAAUAAUGUGAUAGAUGUGUAUAGUACCAGCAAACCAAAGUUUUACUUCACCGACAAUGGAGUUAUAACUCAUAAUGAAAAUGCACAAACUUUUAAAAGGGAUAGUUAUUCAGAUAAUUAUAAUAAAGAGAGUACCGGGUCUAACAGAGUUGGCGAGGUACACAGUAAUAACCCACAAACAGAUAAGAUCUCAUCGGAAAAGAAAAAUUAAUUUAAUUAAUUUAAAUGUGAUAUGUGUUUUAGCAAGUAAAUGAAAAUCUUUAUUCAACUUUAUUAUUUUAUUAUAUAAUUUGUAAAUAUUGUGAAUUAGCGUACAUUCUUUUGAUGUUAGAAAUAUCUUGAUUCCAUUAGUCAUUUCUCCAACAUUGCAACCGUUUUCAUAUGCUGUUGAAGAGCCUUUGUUGCUUUCCUUGACUUUUUUGGUUUUGGGUUAGUAUGUUUCAUAUUUUCCUUAUGGACUUCAUUUUUAAUAUUGUCUAUGAUAGAUAUCUAACAAAGAAAAUAGCUUUUUAAAAGACAUUUCCAUAAAAUGGUAUCUAUAAUAGCCAAGAAACAGAUCUAUAUCUACAAUAUAUAAAUAAUAUUGCAGAUAAUUUUGGUCUGUUUAACUUUAACAGCAAAGUUGGUAUCGAAUAUUGUGACAUAUUGUACUUACAUCUUCCGGUAUGUGAACAUAUCUAAUAUUUCUACUUUGAAUGAAAAAGUUCUCAAAUAGGAAUUCAUUCUGUCGCGUAUCACAAUAAACAGCUUUGCUAAGUGAAAGGUUCAUGAAGCUGUAAUUAAAUUCAGUAGGAUAAUUUCCAUAAAUAUAUUAAAGGAACUUACAUAAUAUUACAUUAAUAUAAUGUCUAUACAACUUUCUCAAACUACAUGAUCUAACCGUUUUAGACAAUCUGGCUGUUGUCGUAAUAUUUAACGUAACUUAGUAAACUCAAUAGGAGCAUCUAUAAACAUAUUAAAACAACUUAUUAUAUAUAAUAUGUAUCAUGUUUACUAAAAUACUUUAGAUUUUCUCUUUCCAUUAAUAAAUAUGAAUAACCUUGAAUGAAUGUAAUACAAGUAGUGAUGAUGUAAAUUAUAAUUAAGUGCUUUUGUGCCGAUAUUAAUGGUAUCAAAUAAAAUGUUAUUAAAUGGAAUGUUUCAGGUAAAUUUAAAACUUUCCUCAUGGAAAUAUAUUGUAUGAAUGUUUGAUUAUUAAAUUUAACUACAAGUA
Messenger RNA from Danaus plexippus (monarch butterfly), 3791 nucleotides. RefSeq names its product cryptochrome-1-like (gene cry2). The transcript is spliced from 10 exons. The record is from RefSeq and is a predicted model, not a curated record. Gene Ontology annotation, molecular function: DNA binding; FAD binding. NCBI's taxonomy places the organism in Eukaryota, Metazoa, Arthropoda, Insecta, Lepidoptera, Nymphalidae. Gene Ontology annotation, biological process: negative regulation of DNA-templated transcription; entrainment of circadian clock by photoperiod; circadian regulation of gene expression. The coding region runs from base 498 to 2789 and encodes 763 amino acids. Gene Ontology annotation, cellular component: cytoplasm; nucleus.